CCAAGCCAAGCGCACUGCGCACAUAAACAAGUGCUAUAGCCACCUCCCGCUCACAGCCAUCACCUUUCUCAUCCCUCCCCACACGAGCUAAGCGCACACAGCAACUGCCACAGAUCCUGCCCGGCCGGCCAGCCAGGACUCCAUCGGCUUCUCCGCCUCACCUCUCCGCAGCAAGCAGAGCAGAGCAGAGCAGGGGAUGAAGAGCGUAGCGGGGAGCCCGGGGACAUGGAGCGGCAUGGCGCUGCGGCUGUCGCAGUGCGUCUUCGCCGCCGCGUCCGUCUUCUCGUUGGUCUCCGGCUUCGGCUACUCCAACUACAGCGCCUACUUCUACAUGAAUCUAGCGUUGAUUCUGCAGACUAUGUGGAGUUUGGGCCUUGUUUGUAAGGAUAUCUUUGCUCUAAGGAAUAAAAAGGAUCUUCACACCCCGGAUAAUCUAUUGAUCAUUGUUAUGGUUGACUGGGUCGUGGCGAUUUUCAUGUUCUCAGCAGCCUGCGCCUCCGCGAGCCUGACAAUUUUCUUCAUGUGGGAUACGCACUUAUGCGGGGAAUACUCACGGCUGGCCUGCCGGCAGUUCGGGCUUUCGGUUGUCCUGGCGUUCAUCACGUGGUUGCUGCAAGCUGCAUCCUCUUUCUCCGGGUUCUGGCUACUGCUUUCGUUCUUCUAGUGUUCUCCCGUGCUCAUAAUCGCCGUCACGUCAGGCUAAUUGUCAGUCAGGACUCAGGAGGGUAAAUCGGUUGAAAUGUGCUCGGGACACUUGCUAAUUCCAUCCCUUGUUGGAUAGAUGGAUUGUCUGUUUGAUAGUAGCUCAUCUUUAUUCUGGGCGUUGGUUAUGAGCUCCUUGUGGUGGAACAGUUACUGUUUAGAUUAUGUGGGAUAAUUAAUAUUAAUAGUAGUAUAUGAGCUAACUCCCCAUCUAAGGUACCUGAAAAAUGCCCUGGUUAUUGUGCAAUGGAAUUUUAUAUCCCUUCAAAAAAAAAUGUGUUGAACACAUUUUUGGAAGGAUGUUCA
This is a messenger RNA of Triticum dicoccoides, 1008 nucleotides long. Its product is annotated as CASP-like protein 5B3. NCBI's taxonomy places the organism in Eukaryota, Viridiplantae, Streptophyta, Magnoliopsida, Poales, Poaceae. The transcript is spliced from 3 exons. Gene Ontology annotation, cellular component: membrane. Bases 197 to 664 code for a protein of 155 amino acids. The record is from RefSeq and is a predicted model, not a curated record.